UAAAAUUAAAAAGAAAAAAAAUUCGAGGACGAGGUGGAAAUCUUAAACAUGAUGGAAAUCCCAAUAUGGUAUGAUAUGAAUUCGUCAAAGAUUAUACUGUAACAAAUCAAGUUUUCACCUUUUGGAAAUGUAUAUUAGAAAUAUCAAUGGAUACAAAGAGGACCCACCAACCCAAAUUACCCGCCAACCCGACAACCCGUUGUUAAACCAACAAAACAGAUACGGAUCCUCCAAACCCUGUACUAAAAGGACAAGCUUUACCAGUUUUGUCGAAAAACCUCCCUAAACCCACAGGUUUUAAGAAUUAAGAGUCAGCGAGAGAGAAAGGUCGCAGGAAAUGUUUCAGAGCAGAGCGGUUGCUUCGAUUCUGAAGAGGAACAAAUCUGUACUCAAUAGCUUAGCGUCCAAUCUCAAGGGAACGUCUUCCUCUCGUGUUUUUACAUCGUCGUCUUCUUCUUCUGCUUCUGCUUGGACUGCCAAUGCAGUCGCAAGGAGCUGCUUUCAUGGCUUUCGAUCUCUGCCUAAGGGACAUCAUGUGCCAUCUUUCAGGAAUAUGUCCACUUUGGCCUCUGUUGCCACAGAAAAGGAGGGAUUCAAACUACUAGUAACUGCAGGCCCGCGUGCUCAGAAGAUGGUGGGCAUAUGGCUCUUUGGUUCUGCUGCCUGGGUCUUUAGUAUGGUGGUACUAGGUGGUGUCACACGGCUGACUCGAUCUGGGCUUUCAAUGACUGACUGGAAAUUCACUGGGAGACUUCCUCCUCUAUCAGAUGAGGAGUGGCAACGAGAGUUUGAGAAAUACAAGCAGUCACCAGAAUAUAAGCGAGUAAACAAAGGGAUGAGUAUUGAGGAUUUUAAAUUUAUAUACUGGAUGGAAUAUGCACAUCGAAUGUGGGGGAGAGCUCUAGGUGUCAUGUUUGCUUUGCCAUUCUCAUAUUUUCUUCGUAAGGGAUAUAUUACCCUGCGCCUUGGACUAAGACUCUCUGCUCUUUUUGCUCUUGGUGCUGGUCAGGGUCUAAUUGGUUGGUGGAUGGUCAAAAGUGGUUUAGAGGAGCCACCUUCUGAAUAUGUUGAGCCCCGAGUGAGCCCUUACCGUCUUGCUGCUCAUCUUACUUCAGCAUUUGUCAUUUACAGUGGCCUGUUCUGGACCGCCCUUUCUGUUGUAAUGCCUGAACCUCCUGCUGAAUCAUUAGCCUGGGUUCAAGGGGCUGCCAAAGUCAAGAGGCUCGCAAUUCCACUGAGCCUCAUUGUAGGCAUUACAGCGGUCUCGGGAGCAUUUGUUGCAGGAAAUGAUGCUGGCCAUGCAUACAAUACUUUUCCAAAGAUGGGAGAUGUAUGGAUUCCCGAUGAUGUAUUCAAGUUGAAACCACUUAUCCGCAACUUCUUUGAGAAUACAUCGACAGUGCAGCUUGACCACCGUAUCCUUGCAACUACCACUUUAAUCUCUAUCAGUGCUUUGUGGUGGUCAUCCAGAAAGUUGGACAUCCAUCCGGCCAUUCGAUCUUUGGUUGGAAGCACACUAGGCAUGGCUGCUUUGCAGGUAACCUUAGGUGUAUCAACACUUCUAUCAUAUGUGCCUGUUUCACUUGGCACUGCACAUCAGGCAGGGGCUUUGACCCUUUUGACACUCAUGCUCCUGCUCAAUCACACCGUGAGGAGGCCAUCAAUGUCCCUUCUGAAAACGCUGCCUCAGGUUGCAAAGACAUCCUGAUAGCUAUAGAGUCAUCUAAGGAUAUUCGGAAGAUUAGUUGAACAAAUCGAUUUGUUAUUCGGUUCUCAUGUUUUGUUCUGCAUCGAUCUCCAAUCUUUAAGUUCAUGCCUUCAAGGGCAAGUCCAUUUAUUAUUUUGUCACUCUGAGAAGCAAAAUAUGAUUUCUUGCAAGGCAUCUAUUUGUAGCGACCUCAACAACUUAUUUGUAAUUAGGAAGAACUGAUACAUUAAUUGAAAAUGGUGGGAGUUGUUGUC
Molecule: messenger RNA, 1962 nt
Organism: Theobroma cacao (cacao)
Lineage: Eukaryota; Viridiplantae; Streptophyta; Magnoliopsida; Malvales; Malvaceae
Gene: COX15
Product: cytochrome c oxidase 15
Biological process (GO): heme A biosynthetic process
Cellular component (GO): mitochondrial inner membrane
Molecular function (GO): oxidoreductase activity, acting on NAD(P)H, heme protein as acceptor
Source: RefSeq, a predicted model, not a curated record